This is a messenger RNA of Procambarus clarkii (red swamp crayfish), 1071 nucleotides long. The record is from RefSeq and is a predicted model, not a curated record. Lineage: Eukaryota; Metazoa; Arthropoda; Malacostraca; Decapoda; Cambaridae.
AUGUCAACAAAGCCACGUGUCAACAAAGCCACGUGUCAACAAAGACACAUGUCAACAAAGCCACGUGUCAACAAAGCCACGUGUCAACAAAGACACAUGUCAACAAAGCCACGUGUCAACAAAGCCACGUGUCAACAAAGCCACGUGUGGGAAACGUUGUCAUACGGAGAACAAAAUGUUGGAAUGAUACAAAUGAAUAAGCAUGGAUCGAUCGUUUUAAUUAUUAAGGAGUUUCGCCAAGAGAAGCCAACAGUGCCAAGAGAAGCCAGCAGUGACAAGAGAAGUCAACAGUGCCAAGUGAAGCCAAGAGAAGCCAACAGUGCCAAGAGAAGCCAACAGUGCCAAGAGAAGUCAACAGUGCCAAGAGAAGCCAACAGUGCCAAGAGAAGCCAACAGUGCCAAGAGAAGCCAACAGUGCCAAGAGAAGUCAACAGUGCCAAGAGAAGCCAACAGUGCCAAGAGAAGUCAACAGUGCCAAGAGAAGCCAACAGUGCCAAGAGAACCCAACAGUGCCAAGAGAAGCCAACAGUGCCAAGAGAAGUCAACAGUGCCAAGAGAAGUCAACAGUGCCAAGAGAAGCCAACAGUGCCAAGAGAAGUCAACAGUGCCAAGAGAAGCCAGCAGUGCCAAGAGAACCCAACAGUGCCAAGAGAAAUCAACAGUGCCAAGAGAAGCCAGCAGUGCCAAGAGAAGCCAGCAGUGCCAAGAGAAGUCAACAGUGCCAAGAGAAGUCAACAGUGCCAAGAGAAGUCAACAGUGCCAAGAGAAGCCAGCAGUGCCAAGAGAAGCCAGCAGUGGUAUGGUGAGCCAACAGUGCCAAGAGAAGCCAACAGUGCCAAGAGAAGCCAGCAGUGCCAAGUGAAGCCAACAGUGCCAAGAGAAGCCAGCAGUGCCAAGAGAAGCCAACAGUGCCAAGAGAAGCCAACAGUGCCAAGUGAAGCCAACAGUGCCAAGAGAAGCCAGCAGUGCCAAGAGAAGCCAGCAGUGCCAAGAGAAGCCAACAGUGCCAAGAGAAGCCAGCAGUGCCAAGAGAAGCCAACAGUGCCAAGAGAAGCCAACAGUGCCAAGUGA